Molecule: messenger RNA, 1169 nt
Organism: Rhizophagus irregularis DAOM 181602=DAOM 197198
Lineage: Eukaryota; Fungi; Glomeromycota; Glomeromycetes; Glomerales; Glomeraceae
Biological process (GO): protein polyubiquitination; positive regulation of proteasomal ubiquitin-dependent protein catabolic process; ubiquitin-dependent protein catabolic process
Cellular component (GO): ubiquitin ligase complex; cytoplasm
Molecular function (GO): ubiquitin protein ligase activity; ubiquitin conjugating enzyme binding; zinc ion binding
Source: RefSeq, a predicted model, not a curated record
ACGCAAAUACAAACCGGUUUUUGACGUGCCGAAUUGGGGUGUGCUGCUUUUGAUAUAAAAAGGUUAAACCAACAAACCUUUUUUCCUGCACACAACCGAUUAUUGUUGUAAUGACGGAAACGACACUAGAAUGCGGUGUUUGUUGCGAAGACUAUUCAAUAAUUCAACAGAUAUCUUCGUCCUGUGGCCAUAAUGACAUUUGCUCUGUUUGUAUCAAGCGUCACAUUGAAGCCGAAUUGAAUUCUAAGGGAGGAGAUGUUCAAGUGCGGUGUCCAAAGUCCCGCUGUCCGAUAGAAUUAACAUACGAGGAUGUGCGAAGACUGGCGUCAAAGGAAUUAUUUGAAAGGUACGACACUUUGUUAUUGCGCGUUGCCAUUCGUAAACUUCCCGAUUUUCGUUGGUGCAAGGCUCAAAAGUGUGGUUCUGGUCAGGAACAUACGACAGGAGAUAGAUUUCCUAUAAUUACUUGUGGGGCUUGUGGCGCAAAAUCCUGUUUCACGCAUGAUGUGCCUUGGCAUAGUGGUUUAACCUGCACACAAUUCAACGAACAACUGCAAACCGAAGAUUUUACCGCCAAUCGCGCUUAUCAUGAACGGCAUACAAAACAAUGUCCAAAUUGUUACAUGUCUAUCGAGAAGAAUGAUGGAUGUGAUCACAUGAGUUGCCGUUGUGGUUACGAAUUCUGUUGGUUGUGCCUUGGCGACUACGAAAAUAUUCGUACGCAUGGUAAUCAUUAUCAUGCACCGACUUGUCAGUAUUAUGCACCAUAUAAUUCAGAUGAUGAAUACGACGAUAGUCUUGAUGAAUAUGAAGAGGAGGAAGAAGAAGAGGAAGAAGAGGAAGAGGAAAAUAUGGAACUUGAAAACGAGAGCAGCGAAGAUGAUGAUCUUUACGCGUGAAAUUAUGUCUUAUAAUUUAUUUAUUUAUUAUAGUCUCGAGUUCAGAAAUAUAUUGAGUACAAAUUUUUGAGCCAUUACUUGAACAAAACAUAUUUUGGUACACCCAUAUAUUAAGUUGUUUUAUAAUGCCAUCAUUAUUAGAUUCACUUUUUCUGGUCUUGUAAUUUAACUCUUAUUGAAAACUAUAUGAAUUAAACCAUAUCUUGUUAUUGUCCCAGACAAUUUGAUAUGAAUUUCCAAUAAUUAAAUAUUUCUAUUUUCUGGUAAUUC